AUGACUGGAACAUUUGAUUACGGAUAUUUAAGUACACCAACAGGUCAACUUAAUAUUGCUGAAAUAGUUUGUUUAAUUGGUGCUUUGAUUAGUAUUGGAUUUACAUCACGUUUAUAUUGUGAAUUAGUUGAUAAUUUACAAUGGAUUUAUCCUGAACUAAGUACAUUACUUGUUCGAUCAACUUAUCAAGCAUUUGCUAUAUUUUGUUUUACUGUAACAAUUGUAAUUCUUAUUGUACAUAUUUAUGGUAUACGUUUUACAGGUAGAAAUUAUUCUUAUAUAAAUCGAAUUUGUUUAAUUUUUAAUGUCAUCAUGGGACUUAUGAUGAUAAUAAUUGGUAUAUGUGCAGCAUUUUGGGAAGAUAAACUUAGACGUACACCUGCUAUUAUUCGACGAGGAUAUUUAGAAAAUGGAUAUCAACAAAUUUACGGUGAGACAACUCAUCCACGACCAGGUGCAGCAGCAGCAGCAGCCGUCUUUGCUAUUUUAACUGGUAUUCUAUUUAUUAUUGAAGCCUGUACACGACCUAUGUUAGAUACAGGUGUAAAACCUGUUCCAACACAUUAUACAAUACCAGUUAUACCUCAACGUGAAGUGAUAAAGAAUAACAAAGGUGAACGUAUAAUACCGAUCGAAAGAAUAAUAUGA
This is a messenger RNA of Adineta steineri, 648 nucleotides long. Lineage: Eukaryota; Metazoa; Rotifera; Eurotatoria; Adinetida; Adinetidae. The record is from the annotation of a GenBank genome assembly.